Molecule: messenger RNA, 2502 nt
Organism: Kalmanozyma brasiliensis GHG001
Lineage: Eukaryota; Fungi; Basidiomycota; Ustilaginomycetes; Ustilaginales
Product: Protein kinase domain protein
Exons: 1
Coding region: 1-2502 (833 amino acids)
Biological process (GO): intracellular signal transduction; protein phosphorylation
Cellular component (GO): cytoplasm
Molecular function (GO): ATP binding; protein serine/threonine kinase activity
Source: RefSeq, a predicted model, not a curated record
AUGUCACAAUUCAUCUCCGGAUCACCCGAGGGUGAUGACAACCUUCCCUCGUUCAUGGAGCAGAGGAAGAAGCUAUCGGCAUCACCGUCGCAAACCGACCGAAAAGCAUCGGCAGACCCGAGCUCAUCGAAACAGCAGCACGGCAGCACACUCUCGCCUCAUUCACAUGGUGCGGGUCACCACCACCACUCCCACGGUCACUCGCACAAUUAUGCGCACGGCCACGGCAGCUGCAGCUGCAACGCUUCCUCCCACGGCCAACGCACCAUGUCCAACACGUCCAACUCUUCGCUCGGGUACGGCUCGCCUUCGCGCUCCAUGACUCGCACGCCCUCGCACGAAUACCGCGAAACACUCGAUGCCAAGAGCAAGAACCUCGACGACGGCUCACUCGUCAUCAACCAGUAUAAGAUCACCGACACCAUCGGUCGCGGCGCCUACGGUACCGUGCGCAAGGCCGUCCUCGUCGAAGACCCCGAGGUCAAAUUCGCCGUCAAGGAGUUUGGGAAGACUCGCCUGCGCAAAACGCAUCGUGCCGACAAGCUGCGCAAGCCUGCACGAAAUCGUGCUCCUCGCGCCCCCGCCGGCGCAGAUCGAGACAACGCAGGCAACCACAGCGAUCCGACAAAGGGCGGCGAGAAGCACGAGCAGAAGGAAGGCGACAACGCCAAAGACCCACUCUCCCUCAUCCGCCACGAAAUCGCCAUCCUCAAAAAGCUUCACCAUCCACACGUCGUCAAGCUAUACGAGGUGCUCGACGACCCAUCCAAGGACAACCUCUACAUGGUCUUCGAGUACUGCCCCGACGGAACCGUCAUCGAUAUUAAGCUCAAUCAUACCGUCGAGCCGCUACCCGAGGACGUUGCGCGCUACUACUUUGUGCAGAUCCUCAUGGGCAUCGAGUAUCUGCACGAGAACGACAUUGUGCAUCGCGACAUCAAGCCGGACAACAUUCUGCUGAGUGACGACCGCAAGACGUGCAAGAUGGUCGACUUUGGCGUGAGCGAGAUGUUCCUCAAGCCGGGGGAUGACACGAUGCAAAAGUCAGCGGGCAGUCCGGCCUUCAUGAGUCCCGAGCUGUGUACGGCGGGGCAUGCCGAGUACCAUGGAAAGGCAGACGACAUCUGGAGCUUUGGCGUCACGCUCUAUUGUAUGGUGGUAGGCCACCUGCCAUUCGAUAGGGACAACUUCUACGAGAUGUACGAAGCGAUAAAGAACGACGAACCUGAAUACCCGGAUCAUCUCAGCGACGAUCUCAAGGAUCUGUUGCACAAGAUGCUCACCAAGGAUCCGGAGAAGCGUAUCACCGUAGCUGAGAUGCGCGAGCAUCCCUGGACGCUGGCUGUCGAGGACGGCGUGCUGCUCUCGAAAGAGGACAAUCUCGAAGCGCUGGUAUCGGAGAUCACAGACGAGGACCUCGACUGCGCCAUUUGCAAGAUCACCAACAUCUUCACGUUCGCCCGCGCCAUCCAUCGGUUCAAAAAGGGCGGGUCGAUGCAGCGUGCUCGUCGCGGCACAUCGCAGACUUCCGACGGCAGCAGCAAUCAGGACCACAGUUGGUUCCCACGCUCUUUGGACAGCCCGGAGAAGCAGAGUCGGUCUGGCUCGAAAGAACGGGGGGCCGAUGACGCCGCCAGCCGCCUGGCUCGUGAUGUAUCCACCAUCAAAGAGGAAUCUCCCGCACCAUCUACGGCCACACAACAGAAGAACUUCGAGCAGAUCAAGGGCAGUAGGGAAGACAAAGAGGAAGGGGUGCACGAGAUCCAAGCCGCAGCAGCGCACAUGUUCGAAUCUCCGCAGAUGCACACCUUUGAGCUGCCACCGGAGGAGCCGGACGGAAAUGGGCCGUUGCAACGCAACCACUCUGGGCCCAUCUCAACGCUUCACCGUCCCGACGACGCCGAUGGGCAGCGCGUGAGCGAAUCACCACGGUGCGCCUCACCCGAGAUGGUCUCCUCACCCACCUCCGAAGGCGGCUUUGACACAGAGCAACCCCAACGCUCCACGUCCAAUGACCACAUCACCCGCGCCGACUACACAGCUGACACGAACAAACCCGACGAAUCCAUCGCGACGCAUCUCUCGCACAUGGUGCUGGAGCACGAAAAGGAGCAGAAGCAAGACGAUCCCGAUAGGAAGGACGAGGCGCGCAAGAACGAGGUGCUCCCACCGAAGCAUCCCGAUCCUGCCUCGCCGGACGACGACGCGGAUCACCGCGCUAUGAGUGUCCAGGAGCGCGCGGCGUCGCUAGGCAAGAAGGGGGAGAAGAAACCGAAACCCAAGCUGUUGCCCGAUCAACCGACGGUGUCGAGCCCACACACGGAGGAUCUUGGAACCCCGCCCGGCGCCGCAGAUGUCUACAAGGAGGGCAAGGACGAUGGAGAGGAGCGCGACAAGAAUGGGGAGGAGUACUUCCCGCAGAAAGGGAAGGAAGAGCAGAAGGGAGAGAGGGAGGAGCAGGAUGAUGAGACAGAGGUGGAGAAGCAGGCGCAGACUGUGUGA